Molecule: messenger RNA, 1086 nt
Organism: Fusarium poae
Lineage: Eukaryota; Fungi; Ascomycota; Sordariomycetes; Hypocreales; Nectriaceae
Exons: 1
Coding region: 1-1086 (361 amino acids)
Cellular component (GO): cytoplasm
Molecular function (GO): oxidoreductase activity
Source: RefSeq, a predicted model, not a curated record
AUGGAGAACACGAAAAAUCCCCAUGUUAUUGUCAUCGGUGCAGGUAUUGUCGGUGCUUCUAUCGCAUGGCACUUGGCAAAGCACACAAAAGUGACCAUCAUAGCCGAAGAUAUCGGCGGCCCUGCUACUUCAGCUUCAUUUGCCUGGCUCAAUGCCAGUUCAGCAAGUGACAAAUCUUAUUACGACUUCCGCGUUCGGUCAUUGAACCGAUGGAAAGAAAUGGAACGUGAACUGCCUGGUCUGCCCAUCACUUGGAACGGGUCCGUCAAUUGGCACAAACCUGCAGAUACUUUGAUCAACAAAUAUGAGAGCUUGGCGAGUUGGGGCUAUGGCGUCAAGCGCAUGUCGACAGAAGAGAUACAGUCGAAAGAACCAGGGAUUGAGAGUGCGAGUAUUCAUGAAUGGGGCCUUUGCUAUACGGAUGAGGGAGCCAUUGAGGCACACUUGGCCGCGCGACAGAUGGUAGCCGACGCAGAAGCCAGAAACGCAGUCACGACCAUCAAGGGAACUGUACAGUCCUUUCUCAAAAGCCAUGAUCAAGUCACUGGAGUAGUCUUGGACUCUGGAGAAGAAAUUCAUGGCGAUCACAUCGUUGUCGCAGCUGGGUUAGGCAGCGUACCUCUUCUCGGAACUGAAGACAUCAACCUACCAGUUCACUCGGUACCAGCCUUGAUUGUCAACUCGAAGCCCGUACAAGGCCAGCUGCUUCAUAGUCUCAUCAACUCGAAGUACCUUUACAUGCGUCAAACGAAUGACGGCGUUAUCAGGGCGGGUUGUGAGAACCCGGGUGACGACCCAGGUGACGAUCCUGAGCAAACUGCACGCGAUGCGUUCAAAGAGCUACAGAAAACUUUGAUUGGGGGUGAUAAGCUUGAGUUUGAUUAUUUUACUGUCGGUAAUAAACCUACACCAGCAGAUGGGAUGCCAAUUAUUGGACCGACUGGUCUGAACAAUGUCAGUGUGGCAGUUAUGCACUCUGGAGUCACGAAUGCAGCAAUCGUUGGGGAAUUAGUGAGCAAGCAGAUUUUGACCGGAGAGACAGACCCGGAUCUUGGUCAAUUCCGUCUUGGUCGGUUCACCACUUGA